UCACAGACUUCGUGGCGCCAGGUCUUCACACACUCACAGGAUAUGCAAAGACUUCAAUAACGAGCCAUUAACCCCUAAUCAUGGGGAUCGAUCAGGCGUUAACAAGCCUCUGUACAUAUGCAAACGAGCGCCCUAUAAAAACCUGAGCCCGACGGGAGCUGCUCCCACACGCUUCCUCUGACAUUGGCUGGAUUUAACGAGUCGCAGAGCGCCACUGAGAACAUGGUGAAAUACUUUUCUGUGGACUGGCUGGUCCAGAGCCACCAGGAGAACGUCCCGGAGGAGGCGGCGAUGGAGAGAGUGUCCCCCUGCAAGCCGCACGUUCCCUGCAUGCUGCAGCCGCGCCAACCGGCUUUCGGCAAAGGUUACCUGCAGCCCAAACCCAAACCAAGCACGACCAAGCCGAUGGACACCUCCAGCAUGUCCUCACCUUCAGCACGUUGCGCCUCACCAAUUUCAGAAAUGAGCGGCUACUCCUCCGGCUACGACAGCGAAGCGGCUUCCUCGGAGUGUCCGUCCGUGGACGAGGCGGAGAAAGAGGGCCCCCAGCGCCGAGUGCGCACAAAGUUCACCCCGGAGCAGAUCAACAGACUGGUCAAGAUCUUCGACAAGCACAAGUACUUGGAUGCUGGCGAGAGGGUGAAGAUAGCACACAAGUUGGACCUCACUGAAACUCAGGUGAGGACCUGGUUUCAGAACCGGAGAAUGAAGCUGAAGCGGGAGGUGCAGGACCUGGCUCCCCAAGUCCAACCGGUGAUGUUCCAGCAUCUGCUCCCCGGUCAGUACCAUGCAAUGGCUGGACAGCAACCCCGCCACUACCCUGCGGGCCCGGCAUUUUACCCGGUCCCCGUUCCACAGCUGGUCCUGCAGCCCCAGCUCAUGAUCCACAACCCACAUUUUUACUAA
Molecule: messenger RNA, 906 nt
Organism: Dunckerocampus dactyliophorus (ringed pipefish)
Lineage: Eukaryota; Metazoa; Chordata; Actinopteri; Syngnathiformes; Syngnathidae
Gene: vox
Product: ventral homeobox
Exons: 3
Coding region: 223-906 (227 amino acids)
Biological process (GO): regulation of DNA-templated transcription
Molecular function (GO): DNA binding; DNA-binding transcription factor activity, RNA polymerase II-specific
Source: RefSeq, a predicted model, not a curated record